GGGUUGUAUCCAGAGUUCUUUGAACAGGAGAACACGUGGAUCUUUGAGGAGAACACGUCUAGUUGUUUCCGCUUCUUUGCUACCUAUUCCAAGAAAAAGCUUUCAGAGAAGGGAUUUGGUGCUGUAUGGCCUCUCAACUUCGUUGGCUCUUAUUCUUCCAACUUCUGAUUUGCAAGCUGUGGUUGAGUUGGGUGAAGAUGCAAAGAUGGCUUUACUAGUUGAUGACAUAAAUGCAUACUCUUUUCAGUACCCGGUGGAAUUGCCUGCAAAGAAGUUUGCUUUUAAAUGGGUGGAAUCCAGAAAGCCGGAAAGAUACUCAUCUGCUGCACCACUGUCACCUGAUGCACGACAACGCAUUGUGUCUGAGCGCGUUGACAUGAUCAAUAACCUUGUCAUCUCAGUCUCGAUUGGUCCUCCCAAUUCGCGCUUUUUAACUUCAAACAACAAGAAUACAUGGACAGCAAAAGAUGUUGCUGAUUCUGUUUUAUCUGACAAGUCUGCAUUGCGCAUAACAACAGGCCAGCGUAUGGCUGAGAGUUCAGUUCUUGAUGCACAUUCUAUGAAAAUUGAUGGUGAACCAUAUUGGUAUUACGAAUACCUUGUUCGAAAAUCGCCAACAAAAUCAGUGCAAGAACCAAACCUUUACCGGCACAAUGUUGCUUCAACUGCUGAGCGAGAUGGCUAUCUGUACUCCUUGAAUGCUUCAACACUUAGCAAGCAAUGGGAAAAUAUGGGACCUUUCCUAGAGAAAACGGUGGCAUCUUUUCGCCUUCUCCCCGCUACUGAAAAUUAUGUCCCUCCAUACAAGGAUCCUUGGAGAUUUUGGUGAAGUAAACUUCUUAUAUUUUGUCGAAAUAUGCCAAUUUGAUUGUUGUUGGAAUUGGUCUUGGUCUUGGUAGCAUGGCCUUGUGUGAUGCAUUUUUUGAACUUCUGAGGUCAAGGGCUCAUUUGCAGGGCUACAUGGUUGUCUCCCAGUAUAAAUGUAAACUUGUAUCAAAUCUCGUAGGAGGAUGUUUGUUAUUUUCUUGUUCAAAUAUACCAUGAGAAGGGUGGAGGAAGUCCCAUGGGGCACCUCCUCUCGAUAGCUUCCUUCA
Elaeis guineensis (African oil palm) is the source of this 1094-nucleotide messenger RNA. Lineage: Eukaryota; Viridiplantae; Streptophyta; Magnoliopsida; Arecales; Arecaceae. The record is from RefSeq and is a predicted model, not a curated record.